UUAUUCUCACCCCGGACGGACGGACGUCGGAGAUUCAACCGUCUCCUCUCUCUCUCUUCAACGUUUUCUUCCAUUUCAAAUAAUCCAUGUCUCCGGCAGAAUUCAGCUCUCCAUCUUAGUGUAUACGGCCAAAUCCAAUCCAUAAUCAUGGCGUUUUUUCAUGUAUUGCAAUCCACAGUUCUACUACCAGUUGCCGUUGUUUUCUGCUUUCUUCUUCUUCUAGUAACUUCACAAGGCGAUGAGAAAUGCUUGAAGGGACUAAAAGGCUCGAUGACUGAUCCUGACGGAAAACUCGACUCCUGGUUCUUCACAAACUCUUCGGCAGUCGGUUAUCUCUGUCAUCUCGUCGGCGUCUCUUGCUGGAACGAUCAAGAGAAUCGAAUACUUGCUCUCGAGCUCAAGGAGAUGAGACUCGCCGGCGAAAUUCCUUCCUCCUUGCAGUACUGUCACACUCUGCAAACUCUCGAUCUAUCCGGUAAUAACCUCCGUGGCUCAAUUCCUUCACAAUUAUGCACUUGGCUGCCUUUCUUAGUAACAUUAGAUUUAUCAAACAAUCAAUUAUCAGGUCAAAUUCCAUCUGAUUUAUCUAAAUGUUUGUAUUUAAACAAUCUGAUACUUUCCGAGAAUCAAUUGUCUGGCUCUAUACCGUAUGAACUUACUAGCUUGGGUAGAUUGAAGAAAUUUUCUGUAGCUGGUAAUGACCUUACUGGAAGGAUUCCAUAUUUUCUCAAUAUGCAUGAUUCAUCAGCUUUUGAUGGUAACAGUGGUCUCUGUGGACGUCCUUUGAGGAAUUGCGGCGGUUUAACUAAGAAGAAUCUCGCGAUAAUCAUUGCAGCUGGAGUAUUUGGUGCAGUUGGAUCGAUGCUGUUAGGGUUUGGGCUUUGGUGGUGGUACUUUACUGAGUCUGGUAAGAGGAGAAGGAAGAUAGGUUAUGGUUUGGGUGAAUUUGAUGAUAGUAAUUGGGCUACGAGGUUAAAGUCAUACAAGCAUAUUCAGGUUUCAUUGUUUCAAAAACCUCUAGUGAAAGUCAGGUUUGGUGAUCUGAUGGCUGCAACCAAUAAUUUUUGCGUCGAGAACAUGAUAUUUUCCUCGAGAACGGGUGCAAUGUACAAGGCUGUACUAGCCGAUGGCUCUGCCUUAGCGAUUAAACGGUUAACUAGUUGUAAGUUAAACGAGAAACAAUUUCGGUCUGAGAUGGACAGACUAAGCCAGCUGAGGCAUCCUAAUUUAGUUCCUCUACUGGGAUUCUGUAUUGUGGAGGAUGAGAAGCUGUUGGUUUAUAAACACAUGCAAAACGGAACCCUAUUAUCAUUAUUGAGUCAGAAUAAGGGUUCUUCUUUAGAUUGGCCAACUAGGUUUAAGAUUGCUUUAGGAGCUGCAAGGGGACUAGCUUGGCUUCACCAUGGCUACCAUCAUUCUCCAAUCUUACAUAACAACAUAAGCUCUAAUGUCAUCAUGGUCGACGAAGAUUUCGAUGCUAGGAUUGUCGAUUUUGAUCUGGCUAAACUUAUGACAGAAUCGGAUCCUACCAAGAGUAGUUUUGAAACAAGAAAUCUGGGUGAAAUUGGAUAUGUGGCUCCCGAAUGCUAUACUACAAUGGUUGCUUCUUUAAAAGGAGAUGUUUAUGGUUUUGGGAUAGUGCUUCUUGAAUUGGCAACUGGACAGAAACCACUUGUGAUUGAAAAUGCUGACGAGGAAGAAGGUCGGUUUAAGGGUACUUUGGUGGAUUGGAUUCACAGGGUUUUCGGUUCUGGUCGAAUAAAGGAUGCGAUUGAUAAGAGUCUUUGCGGAAGGGGAUUCGACGAGGAGAUUGUUAAGUACAUUAGGAUUGCUUACGGUUGUAUUGUCCCUAGGCCUAAGGAGAGAUGGUCUAUGUAUAAGGUUUAUGAAUCGUUGAGAAUCUUGGGUCUUCGACAGGGUGUUGUUCAAAAACAGGUUGAAGAAUUUCCACUACUUUCAGAAAAUUUAAACUAGAUUGUUGGCUUGUUUUGCUCUGUACAUUGUAAUAAUAAUAAACAUUCCAACAUUAAAUAUUAUAGUUUUUACG
Impatiens glandulifera is the source of this 2047-nucleotide messenger RNA. RefSeq names its product inactive LRR receptor-like serine/threonine-protein kinase BIR2. Gene Ontology annotation, molecular function: ATP binding; protein kinase activity. Bases 148 to 1974 code for a protein of 608 amino acids. The record is from RefSeq and is a predicted model, not a curated record. Gene Ontology annotation, biological process: protein phosphorylation. The transcript has a single exon. Lineage: Eukaryota; Viridiplantae; Streptophyta; Magnoliopsida; Ericales; Balsaminaceae.